Penicillium longicatenatum is the source of this 1284-nucleotide messenger RNA. RefSeq names its product DUF3712 domain-containing protein. Lineage: Eukaryota; Fungi; Ascomycota; Eurotiomycetes; Eurotiales; Aspergillaceae. Gene Ontology annotation, cellular component: fungal-type vacuole membrane. The record is from RefSeq and is a predicted model, not a curated record. The transcript is spliced from 4 exons. The coding region runs from base 1 to 1284 and encodes 427 amino acids.
AUGGGCUUUGGAAAGAACCACGACUUUGUUGUUGGGGCCAACAGGGACUUGCCUACUGAUUUGAAAAAAGGAGAAAAAAUGAACUCUGAUGCAGCAUCUAAUGUAGACUCUAAGCAGUCCACUGGGAGGCUCAAAGUAGCGCGAGCAAAAUUUCAAAAACACUGGCGUCGAUUUUGGUGCUGCUAUCUUGUAGCUGCAAUUAUUUUCUUGGCCAUAUUCCUUCCAGUACUGCCUAGAGGUUCAAACAUGAAGAAUGCCUUGACUAAAUUCUUCUGCUUCUAUGUUGGUAGCUUCCUCGUGAUAAUCCCGGCCAUUGCACAACGAAUCGUCGAUGAUACCGAUCUACCGAUCUACUCGGCUGAAAUCCUCGACCCAAAGGCAGAGAGUGUAUCAUUCACCCUUCAUACAUCUCUGAGCGUGCCUGUGGGACUUCAAAUCCGAACGAAUGCUUUCGAUCUCAGUCUUUUUAACCGUGAUGUCAAGCCUAUACAGCCAUAUUUGGAAGUGGGGCUACCUUCGUAUACUUUGAAGGGCAACACGGAAAUGAUCCUUACUCAAAAUGACACGACGAUCCUUGAUCAAGCACAAUUUGUGCGAACCUUAAGUCAAGCAGUUUACAAUGAACGCUUUACAAUGUCGGCAAAAGGGAAAACAGUGGGGCAUCUGGGAGACAUCAAGGCGCCUUUCACCUUUGACAAAGACAUAAAGUUAGACGGUAUGGAUAAGUUGAGUGGAUUUACCAUUGAUACAGCGCAGCUUGCGAUUCCAAAAGAAGCCGACGGCAGCAAUUUGCUUGCCACAGCAACCCUGCCUAACAAGAGCGUUUUUACCUUCGCUCUAGGCAACGUGACUCUGAACCUUCGAAGCUAUGAUUUAUUGGUCGGACAAGCCACAAUGCAUAAUGUUGUGCUGAAGCCCGGAAAUAACACAGUCUCCUUGAGAGGAAGUCUCGACGUAAACGCCAUUACUGAGAAUCUCUCAGAUAUACUCACUUCCCAGCGAACGGCAUUACUACAGGGCAAGUUCCAGCUUUCAGCCUCCGGGAAUUCGACAAUCUAUAACGGUGUUCAUAUAUCUUACUACGAGGAGAUUUUGAACAAUCUAACCUUGACAGCACAGGUUUCUGUUCUGGAGGUCUUGACUGGAACCUUGGAAAAUCUCCUGAAUAACGGCAAUAAUUCUCCACUUUCCAAAAUUGUCCACAAUAUCACCAAUAUUCUGAGUGGUGUCUCAGACUCCACGGAUUUCAGGAUGGUCGCUCGGUCGCUUCACGCGCUUAUCUAG